AUGUCAGCAUACAGUCCGCCUGGUGAAGAGCAUGUCGCCUUUAUGCAAUGGGCUAUUGAUCAGGCCGUCAAGGUGAACGGGGUAGAGCCCGCUAGAAUUCCUGGCCGAGGCUUGGGCAUGAUAGCCACAAAGGAUAUUCAAGAGGAUGAAAUAAUGGUUGAAGUGCCACUAUCGGCCAUGCUAAGCAUUGACAGCAUUCCAGCCACAUUUGUGAAUUUGUUCAAUGGCAAGAUAUCCUUACAAGGUCUGCUCGCGGCAUUUUUCACCCAUGGCGAUCCAAACAUUCUAAAGAAAUUUGAUCUUUGGAAAGCUACGUGGCCCAACAUGGAGGACCUCGAGGAGGGAUUGCCCAUUCUCUGGUCCAAGGAACUUGGAGGUCUAGAUCUGAAGCAUAAUAGCCCCAAUGAAACUGCUAUUGCUGAUGACUUGUCAACAUCCAUCACACUCCCGCCAUCAGCUUCGGGUCUAUGGAACACAUUCCGCAGAAAGUCCCUCGUUGAAGAUUACCAAACAAAGCACCAGAAUUUAUUAAUUCGGCAGGAGAAGCGACUACGAGAUGCGUGGCACGACGUCCUUGCUGUCUUUCCUGACACUAACUGGGAAACGUUUGCGUAUUAUUGGUUGAUUAUAAAUACCAGAAGCUUUUAUUAUUUAAUGCCUGGCCAGGAGCGCCCCGAGGAUACGAAUGAAGCUAUGGCACUGGUGCCGUUUGCAGAUUAUUUCAAUCAUAUCGACAACGCAGAGUGUGAUGUGAACUUUGAUGGGCAAACGUAUACAUUUCGAGCAACGAAGGUUUACAGUCAGUCUCAGUCUCUUCUCCUUUUUUACUUAUAUGAGCUGAUUCCGGUUCCUCCUGUAGAAAAAGGGGAAGAGGUGUAUAUGAGUUACGGGCCACAUCCGAAUGACUUUCUUUUCAUUGAAUGUAUAUUAGCCAUCCUGCCUUCCCCAAGUGCUUCGAAUGCUGACAAGAUCAUUAAAAAAGAUGGGUUUUUCCUUGAGGAAAACGAGUCCGAUGCGUUAUACCUCGACGAUAUCAUCUUCAAAGACUUCACAGCUGCCGAAAAGGAAGAACUGAUCUUUGAAAGAUAUUAUGGGUAUGUAUUGCGCAUCUAUUCCCACGCAUCCGUUUCUAAGAAGUUAUAA
Molecule: messenger RNA, 1143 nt
Organism: Talaromyces atroroseus
Lineage: Eukaryota; Fungi; Ascomycota; Eurotiomycetes; Eurotiales; Trichocomaceae
Exons: 3
Coding region: 1-1143 (380 amino acids)
Biological process (GO): peptidyl-lysine monomethylation
Molecular function (GO): protein-lysine N-methyltransferase activity; protein binding
Source: RefSeq, a predicted model, not a curated record